This is a messenger RNA of Dioscorea cayenensis subsp. rotundata (Guinea yam), 1199 nucleotides long. Its product is annotated as NAC domain-containing protein 100-like. Gene Ontology annotation, biological process: regulation of DNA-templated transcription. The transcript has 3 exons. Gene Ontology annotation, molecular function: DNA binding. NCBI's taxonomy places the organism in Eukaryota, Viridiplantae, Streptophyta, Magnoliopsida, Dioscoreales, Dioscoreaceae. The coding region runs from base 170 to 1021 and encodes 283 amino acids. The record is from RefSeq and is a predicted model, not a curated record.
UUUAUCAUAUCAUCAUCCUCUUCUUCUCUCUUUCUUUUUUCAGCUGCUUGUCUUCUUAUAGUUUCACUUUGUUUUAUAUAUAUACAUAUCUCUCUUUUUUUCUUUUCCAUUCUAUAUAUAUAUAUAUAUCUUUGUUUUAUUGGGAUUACAAAUACUGAAUAGUGCAACCAUGGGUGAUCAACAAGAGUCCAUAAACUUGCCUCCAGGUUUUAGAUUCCACCCAACUGAUGAAGAGAUCAUCACUCACUACCUCUCUCCAAAAGUCCUUAACAAUUCCUACACCACAAGAGCCAUUGGUGAGGUUGAUUUGAACAAGUGUGAGCCUUGGGAUUUACCAAGUAAAGCCAAGAUGGGAGAGAAAGAAUGGUACUUCUACUGCCAAAAAGAUAGGAAGUAUCCUACAGGGAUGAGAACUAAUAGAGCUACUGAAUCUGGUUAUUGGAAAGCCACAGGCAAAGACAAGGAAAUCCUUAGAGGAAAAGCUUCUCUUCUUGUUGGCAUGAAGAAGACCCUUGUUUUCUACAGAGGUAGAGCUCCUAAAGGUGAGAAGACCAAUUGGGUCAUGCAUGAGUUCAGGCUUCAUGCCAAGUCUUCUUCCAAGGAUGAAUGGGCUGUUUGUAAGGUAUUUCAUAAGAACAAUGGAGUGAAGAAGAACACAUUAAUGGUGAACUCAAGAGGAGAAGAUCAGCUUUUGGAUUAUACUUCAUUAUCACCAACUUUACCACCUCUCACUGAUGAUCAAGGUUUCAUUCCUUGUAGCAGUAACAACAAUCAAAGCAUGAUGAACACUGUUUAUAACUGCUAUUAUCCUCAAGUUGCACCUCAAAACAGUUAUUUUCAACCCUCUGGACUUGAUCAAGAAGCCAUGUUAAGAGCUUGUGGAUUUGGCAAGGAGUGCAAGAUGGAACAAGUUUCAUUGAGCCAAGACACUGGAUUAAGCACUGAUCGAAAUAUCGAUGAUUUUGAUGAUCCUUGUUCUUCUGCUCAGGUUCUUGAUUUUGAGAGCUUGUGGAAGUAUUAAAGCAAAAUGCAUGCAUGGUUUUUCAUUCAUUGUAGUUGUUCAUCUUUUAAUUUGUUUCUUGAUUGCUGAGUUUUUUUUUUCUUUUUUUUUUAUUUAGUUAAUUAUAUUUCUGUCAUUUGUAAAUAAUACAGAAUUAAUGAUUGAAGUUUUAUAGGGAUGAUUUAGAGAUGUUGAUGAA